AUGAAACGAAGCAGCAAGAAAGCCUACGACAUUAUCAAACGAUUGAACAAUAAUCCCACACAAAAACCCACUAACCCUACAACAGUGACACCUAAUCAAAUAGCUCACAACUUACUAAUGAAUGGUAAAAUCAAGGUGAAGAAACCGAUACCAAAGAUCAUAAGAUAUAAGGAAAAUGAAAAUAGGGGACUAGGAGGCACCUUCUCAAUCAUAGAAUUAGAAACUGCCAUGAAGUAG
This is a messenger RNA of Macrosiphum euphorbiae (potato aphid), 237 nucleotides long. NCBI's taxonomy places the organism in Eukaryota, Metazoa, Arthropoda, Insecta, Hemiptera, Aphididae. The record is from the annotation of a GenBank genome assembly.